AUGGGCAGUUACCUGGGCAAGCUGGGACUCUCGCCAUCAUCCCCAGCAGAGGGGCGCACGGACUUGUCGGAGAGGCCCUUGAACCGCCGGCCAGCUCAGCCCCUUCAUCAAGUCCACCGGGUUCAGCACGUCCAUCGUGUCCACCCUGCCGCUCGGCACAGACCUGCGAGGAGGCCGCUGAACUGGGAUCCUACCAAUCCCACUGGGUGGGUGGUCAACGAGGCUUGGAGGCGCUUUCCCAUGAAGAGGUCUCAGAAUUCCAUCAUGGGGCCUCUUGCCUCAGACUGGUGGGAAAGUUACUUCAAGCGAAGUAUCUGGUCUCUUCGGCACCCCAGGGCGAUAUGGAGCCCGGUGACCAUCAAGAUCGGCCCUCCUGAGUGGACAGGGCCCCCCUCCCCUUCCCCAGCAGAGGUAAUCAACUCUGCAGGGUUCUCACCUUCUGAGAAGCCCCCAGGCCCAUGUGCGAAGGAGACAGUGCUGAGGGCCCUCAGAGAGUGCAAGAAGGGGAAAGUGAGGUUGGAAGAACCAUGGUUCCACGAGAGCUUGGACAGUAAGGGAAGGGUUCCAGGGGCCAGACCAUCUGCGUUUAAGCCUCUGAGGAAAAAUGGAGUCCUCAUUUCUUUUGCGUCCAGGCCUGGGCCUCUGAAGAGAAGCCUCCACCCCUGGGGCUCAGAUCACAGCUUGAGUAAGCAGCCAAGUUGCUCUCCAAUGGACUCCUUGGCCAGCGCAUACACAGGUAGCCCCCUUAGCUCCAAAAGAAAUGCUGUUACAAGCUCUUACAGCUCUUCUAGAGAUUUCUCUGAACCUUGGAAGAGAAGUAGUCCCAGUGCAUCAUUCCCGAUACCAGAGUGGCCACUAAAAAGGAAAGAAAAUGGUCAUCAGUCUCACUCUCCAGUCCCACUGGUAUCAGAAACAUCGGGGUGCUCUGGGCAGCAAAAUCAGAUUCCCCUGCUUCUAUAUAGCCCUGAGAGCCCUCUGUCCCUGACUCCAUCUCCCCAGCUUGGUUGUACAGUCCCUGAAGACCUGGCCUUAGGGAAGAAAGCUGGACUCCAAUGGAGAAACAAAGCCAGAGAGGAUACGACUGAGGUCACCACAGACUCUGUGUCUGAGACUUGGUCUGCUAUUCAGCCUUCCCUGUCCCAGGGCACUGAUCCUCAGUUGGAGAGCUUAAAUAAAAUGCAGACGCCUCCAGGUCUACUGGCCUUCCCACAACCUACUGGAGAGGCAAUCAGUGUGGCCCACUCGCCUGUGAAGACAGAGAGACUGCUGGCCCCACGUGCGUGCUCACAGUCAGGGCCCCUUUCAGACAUCUCUUCAGACUCAAAACCCACAGGUACUUACAUCCUUCUGACGCCUGUUUCUCACACAUCACCAGUCACGGACACCACAUGGCCACCUUCAACAUCUCAGGCUGCCAUGCCCCAAGACUCACCCGCCACCAUCCCUGAAGGAUCCACUCUGCAAAGUACUUUGCUUGGAGGGAUGAGCAGCCCAGCUCCCCAUCUUCCUGAAUCUGCACCUCCUGUUGCAACUUCUGCUGACCACAUGUCAAAACCCAUUUUGGGGUUCCCACCCAAUAGUGAGAUUGGAGGCUCCUUAUAUUCCAGAAUUUCAGUCGCAGCUGCAGCCCCUUCAACUCCGGGUAUCUUAACUCCCACGUUCACGCCUAUCUUUGGCAGCAUAAGACCACUUAAAACUAUGCCCCUGAUAGCUCCUUUCUCUGUCAAGCAGACCUCUCCUCCACCUACUCCUGCUUCUACUCAUUUCUUCCAUGGCCUGGUCAAGGCUACCUCUGUGGUCAUGUCCACCACCCCAACCAGCACAUCCAAAGACUCUUUUAAGCCACCUUUGGAUAUUAGUGUAGUGAAUGUCACCAGUACCAUGGGCAACACUUACUCCAUCCCUUCCACCUCCCACACUUUCCUUCUUGGGGCUGCCUGUGCCUUCAGGGCCAGUUUCUCCCCCACCACAGGCUUUAUUUUCCCAACACACCAGCAUACUACCAUUCCAACUGUACAGACAGCCACCAUCUUUAGCCAGGUUCUUCCCAGUGCUGUCCAGAUAUCCCCUAUGAGGAGCACUGCCAAUUUUAAGGCGAUGGGUAGCCCUCUGUCAGCUUCAGCCCUAGUAACCACUAACCAGCCUGCAUUGUCAUCCAGGAUCUCCAGUUCGACCUCAGCAUCCACAAUUCUCUUGGGGUCAAGCUCAAGGCCACAUUUCCCACUAUCCCUGGGAGCCACUCCCCAGCCUGUACUUGGGGCUGCGUAUGGGCAGAAGAAAGGAGUCCCCCAAGCAGGCCUUGGCCCAAGCUUCAGUAGCUCUUUCACUUUUGGAAACUCAACAGUGGCAUCCUCAAUCCCAGCACCAACUCCAGCCCAGCCAUCUUUCAGCAGUACCACACAAUCAGCCUUUGGGGGUUCAGCACCAUCAGCCUCCACCUUUCAUAUGCCUGCCAGCCUCCGGCCAGACUUCAACAAGACUGCAGUAGGUUUUCCCUCUGGUCAAGCUACUACAAAUGGUUUUGGAGUUAUCACUUCAACCCAUCGGAGUGGGGCUUGUAGCUCAGCAUUUGGUAGCACAGCCCCGCGACCUUUUGACUUUGGGGGAUUAGUGACCCCUAUGGAGUGCGGGGAGACUGGGAUCAGUGUGACUGCCCCAGACAUAAGCUCCAACUCUGGAGCUUUCAGCACUGGAGCAGUGCCAAGUGGGACCACUAGCACCAUCACACCCUUGGGAAAAGACUGGGGCCCAAACAACCAGGGCCUGACUAGCCAGGGCACACAUUUUGCCUUCAGGAGGGCCAGGAUUUCUGCAAGAAAAACUGUGUUUGGGGAUCCCUCCAUGGCCCCCUUUGCUCAGCGCACCCCUGUCCCUGGACUAGUUAAGGCAGGCAGCAGCCUUGGCUUUGCGAUGCCCUCUUCACCUCCCCAGGGUUCUGUUGGGAGAGGAUCUUUCAGAUCAUCAGCCCCUUCAUUUUCCAUUGGUGCAAAAUCCAAAACCCCAAAGAACAGGGAGCAAGGGCAUUCCCGAAGGCAUCAUGCCCACAAGAAAUAA
Hippopotamus amphibius kiboko is the source of this 3054-nucleotide messenger RNA. It is a transcript of the gene POM121L2, whose product is annotated as POM121 transmembrane nucleoporin like 2. NCBI's taxonomy places the organism in Eukaryota, Metazoa, Chordata, Mammalia, Artiodactyla, Hippopotamidae. The coding region runs from base 1 to 3054 and encodes 1017 amino acids. The record is from RefSeq and is a predicted model, not a curated record. Gene Ontology annotation, cellular component: nuclear pore. Gene Ontology annotation, molecular function: structural constituent of nuclear pore. The transcript has a single exon. Gene Ontology annotation, biological process: protein import into nucleus; RNA export from nucleus.